Messenger RNA from Lactuca virosa, 258 nucleotides. NCBI's taxonomy places the organism in Eukaryota, Viridiplantae, Streptophyta, Magnoliopsida, Asterales, Asteraceae. The record is from the annotation of a GenBank genome assembly.
AUGAACGAAUACACUCCAAACCCUAGCCAAGGGCCUUCCCAUGCAAGAGGGGGAGAUGUGAUGACUGCCUGGAAUCCAAGCUCAGAAUUCCAACUCCGAGAUGAGUCAACAAAUGAAGAUAAAGAUGAAGAUCAACUUAUGGUGACUGGUGAUAAGAGAAAAAGUGGAGAAGAUGAAAAAGAAGAAAGUGAUGAUGACAAGGAAAUGGCGAAAGAAGUGCUUGCCCAUCCAUCCGAAAGGAAGCAACCCUGUUUUUAA